Molecule: messenger RNA, 3033 nt
Organism: Saprolegnia parasitica CBS 223.65
Lineage: Eukaryota; Oomycota; Saprolegniomycetes; Saprolegniales; Saprolegniaceae
Exons: 3
Coding region: 47-2848 (933 amino acids)
Molecular function (GO): protein binding
Source: RefSeq, a predicted model, not a curated record
CCCAUUGGUUCGGCUUCGGAUCCGAUUCACCUCAUCAUCUAGAGCGAUGCAAGGACUGCGUGUGACGACGACCGCGCUCCGGCGGACCUUGGCGCUGCGCCGCCUCCAAGCGACGCCGCUGCUGCAGAGAACGUUUGCAUGUGGAACAUCGGGCGCAAAGGACAAGUCGGCAAUGACACCCAAGAAGCCUCGGCCGGCCGACCAAUACGUUAACCCGUCUGGCACUGCGUUCCACCACGAUGCGCUCAAGGCCUUCUUGAGCCUGAACGAUCCAAGCGCUGAUGAAGUCAACGUGGCCAAAGACCAGAUCGCCGAUGCGCUCGAUAGCUUGCGUCCGGACAUGCUCGGCCCCGAAGCCACAGUCUUGUCGCUGGCAGCCGACAAGGUGGGCGACCCGGCGCUCGUUCUGCAGGUCUACCGCGCGCUUCGCCAGGCACGCGUCCAGCCGGCGCCGCUCGUCCUGGAAAUCUCAGCCCGGUACUGCGCCUCGGCGUCGACCGAUGCAAAUGCGUGGAACACGGCGCUCGACAUCAUUGACGAGAUGCACGACGCCGUGCAUCUCAUGGGGCCGUCCACCGACAUUUACGAGCGCGCGAUCGACACGUGCGCACAAGCCGGCAAGUGGAUCGUGGCCCUGCGUCUCCUCAACGAAAUGCGACGCUACAACCUCGAGCCGUCAGGCGAUGCGCUGCGCUUAGCCGGCCAGUGUUGCAUUGCAGCCAACGAGCUCACAGCGCUCGACAAGGUGCUGCAGAUGCUCGCGGCCGACAAGGAGUACCUCGACGUCGACGAGGUGUACGGAAAGCUAUUGUUGACGGCCGUCAAUCAAGAGAACGCUGCCAUUGCCCACCACGUCCUGCUGCACAUGCACGAGUACAAGCAGCCGACGACCAGUCUCCGUGCGGUCUCGGCGUUCUGGCGGUCGCUCACACGCCCUUCGUCGCACGCGCCUCUACUCGAGCUCACACCGGCGCACCAAGUACAGGCGAUCACGGCCUUUGCAGCCGACCAGCUUUGGAUCGAGUUGCACCAGUGGCUUCCGGUCCUCGGUUUUCCCGACUACAUGGGCGUCGACGCCUAUGCCACAUCGACGCACUACAUGAAGAUUGCAUUCCAUAUCGCGUCGUACCUCAAGUCAAGUGGCGUCGUCAUGGGCGCCACGUUCUACGAUGCACUGCUUCAAGGCUGCGGCCGGCAUCAAAUGCUCUCCGAGGCCAAGGCGCUUUUGGCCGAGCACCCAAACGUCACCAUCUCGUCCUACUACUUUGCCAUCACGGCGUGCCAGGCGCAUGCGCGGGACGCCGAAGCCCUCUUUGAUGCGUACUCGGUAGCAGGCAUCAACGCUACCGGCCGCCACAUCAAGCACCAGCACACGCACGCCGACGUCUGCGACGCGCUCAUUACGUGCUGGAGCAAGGCGCGCGAGUCGCGCAAGAUCUUGGCGUUUGCAACCGAGCUACCGGCCGAGAUGCUGCACCACGCGCGCACGAUGGGCAUGAUCAUGCAGGCCGCGCGGAGCGUCGAGGACUAUGCGACCGUCAUCGACAUCUUUCAGCAAGCCAAGGUCCACGGUGUCAAGUGCUCAGCCCACAUGUACGCCGACGCGAUGCUUGCGUACGCACGCACCGAGCGCGGCCGCAUUAGCAUGCGCCUCUACGCCCACAUGCAGCUGGAAGAGCCAAUGCUGAGCGUCCACCCUGUUGUCAUCAAUAUGCUCUUCCAGUGCGCCAAUGCCUCGCCCGAUGAUAUGAUGGACGUGGUUGUCGACGCCUUCUACAAGAUGGACCGCGCAACCAGCACGACGCCGCUGCAGUCCCAGGGCGUCAUGGCCCUCUACGACGUGUUGGCAAAGAGCAAAGCACUGCCGGCCGCCAAGGUCGCGGCCAUGCACGACGUGUGGCAAGUGGUGCUCGAAUCGCCCGCUGUCUACACGGCGCGGGACGGCUCUCGCCCACCCAACAUGCUCAACAAGGCGCUUCUGCUUGCGGUCAACGCAUUCGACGUCGACGCCGCCGAAAACCUCGUCAUCUCGGCCGAAGACGUGGGCAUGCGCUUGUCGCCGGUCACGUGCCAGCUCAUGAUGCGGCUGUACAGCCAGGCCGAGGACUUGUCGCCCUCGGCGCUGCUCAAGGACAAGCCGGCGUACCCGGACCGCUUUGAGUUUUGGUGGCGCGCCUUCCAGGACCACAACGACGCAGUCAUCAACGAACACACGCUCGGACCGCUCUUGCUGGCCCUCUUGCGAGGCAUUCCGUUUCGCGCGAUCGGCGGACGACGUCCGUUCACCGUCGACGAUGCAUGGACGCUCAUGCAGACCCACGCGAUUCCGCUCACGCGCCACAACGCCGAGUACUUGAUGCGGAUCUACGCGCUCGACGGCGGCGAUGGCUGGGACGGCGCCUGCCGCGUCAUGAACCUCAUGCACGACAGCCAUUUGCGCCACACGACCACGUCCCUCCAACACUUCGCACAGAUGGCCCUCGCGACCGGGGACAGCGCGCGCCUCAACCAGCUCGUCGAGUUUCUCGAUGCACAGGACGACGAUGCGAUCGACCUCUGGCACGCAGUCGCCGAUGUCAUUGCACAGGCCGACUUGCGGCUGCGCUUCUGGCAGGCGCACUACGACCGCUUCGCCUGUACGCUCCACGCGCGCACGCUCGCCCUCGGGCUGACCAAGUGCAAUUCGGCCGCCGAGCUCCGCGACGCAUGGCAGUGGCUUCAGCAGCGCGAGAACGCGCCGACGCUGCUGCUGCGCGCCGAACAGGCGUCUGCGCUACGGUCGCGCCUCGUCGCAUGGGGCGAAGCGCCCGACGACGCCGUGUGGGCGUCGCUGCUCGCGCGCGUCUAGGCCGCAUCAAGUCGAGUCGUUGCCAUCGUCGUCCUGCCACCGAGCCAUCAUGGCGACGCAUGGAGGCCACUGCAUCCUCUUGCGUCCUCGUCGUCGUCGUCCUCGUUCCAGCAUCGGCAAUGCGAUCCAAAGGUCAAGUUGGCAACUCUUGGGCCGGCGAUAAUACAAUGCAAACAUUUAAUUCG